Molecule: messenger RNA, 951 nt
Organism: Elgaria multicarinata webbii
Lineage: Eukaryota; Metazoa; Chordata; Lepidosauria; Squamata; Anguidae
Product: olfactory receptor 5T17-like
Exons: 1
Coding region: 1-951 (316 amino acids)
Biological process (GO): G protein-coupled receptor signaling pathway
Cellular component (GO): membrane
Molecular function (GO): odorant binding; olfactory receptor activity; G protein-coupled receptor activity
Source: RefSeq, a predicted model, not a curated record
AUGUGUGAGGAAAACAGCACUGCAACGAUCAAGGAAUUUGUAUUUGUAGGUUUAACAGACAGCCCUGAACUGCAGAUCAUCCUCUUUGUAGUAUUCCUAGCUUUUUAUAUGAGCACUUUGGUAGGAAAUCUGGGAAUGAUUGCCUUAAUAAAGGUCAGUCCCCAGCUCCAUACCCCAAUGUACUUUUUUCUCAGCAAUCUGUCUCUCCUGGAUGUGUGCUAUUCUUCUGCAAUUACCCCUAAAACAUUGGUGAACCUUUUAGAAGAUAAAAAGUCAAUUUCUCUCAUUGCAUGUGCAGUGCAAAUGUACUUAUUUAUAGGUCUGGGGAGCACAGAGUGCUUUCUUUUGGCAGCAAUGGCCUAUGAUCGCUAUGUAGCUAUCUGCAAACCAUUGCUGUACCCAGUUCUUAUGACUCCUGAAGUCUGUAGUCUUUUGGUGGUGGGGUCAUAUGUUCUUGGGCUUUUGCAUUCUCUUGUUCAUACAGUCUUCACCUUCAGACUAUCAUUCUGUGAGUCUAAGAUGAUCUGUAAUUUUUUCUGUGACAUCAGUGCACUUUUAUCAAUCUCAUCUUCUGAUACCUAUAUCAAUGAGCUCCUGAUUUUUUAUGUAUCUGGUCUUAUAGAAAUAAUCACGAUCCUGUGCGUCUUGUUUUCUUAUACCUAUAUUCUCACCAGCAUUGUGUUGAGAAUCAGCUCAGUUACAGGCAGGCUUAAAGCCUUCUCCACUUGCAUCUCCCACCUGACUGUGGUCACAAUCUUCCAUGGGGCAAUUCUCAUUGUCCAUUUCCGACCAAAGUCUAGCAGUGGAUCAGAAUUACAAGAGGUAAGUGACAAAAUUAUUGCUGUGUUCUAUACAAUUGUCACCCCCUUGCUGAACCCUUUGGUUUACAGCCUGAGAAACAACGAAGUGAAAGAUGCUCUUGGAGUUAUUCAAAGGAAGUUCUGUGUUUAA